Messenger RNA from Ciona intestinalis (vase tunicate), 3972 nucleotides. Its product is annotated as exportin-5-like. Gene Ontology annotation, biological process: RNA export from nucleus; protein export from nucleus. The record is from RefSeq and is a predicted model, not a curated record. Gene Ontology annotation, cellular component: cytoplasm; RNA nuclear export complex; nucleus. Lineage: Eukaryota; Metazoa; Chordata; Ascidiacea; Phlebobranchia; Cionidae. Gene Ontology annotation, molecular function: RNA binding; nuclear export signal receptor activity.
AAAGAAGAGAAGGAAUCAGCGAACAUUAAAGUUGUUCCGAAGUCUGCGAAGGCUGCGGCGGUCUUCAACGAGGACAGUGAUAGCGAACCAGAGGAAAUGCCAGUGGAGGCUCGAAUGCGAAUGAAAAAUAUCGGAAGAGACACGCCAACAUCUGCAGGACCUAACUCAUUCAACAAAGGCAAGCUUGGCUUCGUGGACAGCCACAAACAGUGGGAACUUCAGCAGCUUGAUAUACUUAAGAAGAUAAAGAAGUAAACAUGGAUCAAAACCAAACUCAACAAAUUAUUCUCGCGUUACAGACAUUACUUGAUCCUUCAGCAACCCAGUGUAUGCGCACUGAAGCUUUGAAUUUGUGUGAAUCGUAUAAAAGUAAUCCACACUGCGCCGAAAUAGGUUUUGAAUUAUUAGGGCAUCGUAGUUUAGACGCCCAUGUUCGUUACUUUGGUUUGCAACUUAUAAAACACCGUGUUCGUCAUCAUUGGGUGAAUAUGGAAAGCACGGAACAGAACGCUGUGCAGUCGCUUACAUUGGAAAUGGUGAACACUUGCCCUGGUAAUGAAGUUACUUAUAUCAAGACUGGUUUGGCAGGUGUAUUGACUGAGAUAGUAAAACACACGUGGCCACAACAAUGGCCGAACAUGAUGGAGGAAGUGGUCAUCGCGAAUAAAAACUCCGAAGUUGGAACGACGGAAAUUAUUGAACAGAUGCUGCUUGACCUCGCAGAAGAUGUGGCUUUGUUGCAAAAUGUUUCAAACCGGACAAGAGGACGAGACUUACGACAAGCCCUGGGGUUAUCUGCCCCUAAUAUUCUCGCUUUCCUGUUGGGAGCUUUGAAGAAACAGAUCUCUGUUUUAUACGACGAUGCAUCACCUGAGAAUAUCCAUCUAGCUGGGACAACGUUGAGGACGAUAUCCACGUAUGCAGAGUGGGUGAAACUGGACCAUAUAUUCAUGAAUGAUGGGAUAUUAAUUGAAGUUAUAUUUGGACUUCUAAACAACAGUGAACUACAACUACCAUCUGCUGAAUGCUUGCUGAGUAUCGCCAACAGGAAAGGGACGAGUGAACGGAAGAGAUUGUUGAUUCUGACGACCGAUUUUUUCGUUGAGAAAUAUGCAGUCGCCAUAAAAAACGCCUCGCAGCGUGAUGGUUUAACUGAAAAGAAAUUCCAGUUCCUUCGAUGCAUGACCAAACUUAUGAUGACGUUCAACAGCAUGAUCAUCACACAGUGGCUGGAGGAUGAAAAGAUGAUACGAGUUCAUCGAAGUUUGGAGAAUUAUCAAAACUUCUUCCAAGUUCUUUUCUUCCUCACGAGCCAUAAGAGUCGAGUGAUUGCGCAAUCCGUUAUUCUCUCGUGGGUUAACUUGCUCCGAGUUAAAGAAAUGAAGAAAGAUGAAACUCUGCAAGCCAUGGUUCCAGCGCUGAUUAACCUGGUGAUUGAUUAUUUAAACAACAAGCAUAUAAAGCAAACUGAAUAUGUUGAAUACGAGGAAUUGGAAAUAAACGAUCAUGAUGAACUGGAUAUGAUUAUCAAGGUCUUGAAUGGGAAUAUGAUUGAAGUCUUGAAGUUUUGUACAUCCACACUUCCCCUGCCUGCUGCUCAUGCAUGUUUUGAAUAUGCUGGAAGAUUACUGAAGGUAAAGUUUGAAAAUGUUCAUGAAAUGCAGAAGAAAUGGGAAGGGUUGGCAGCAUUCAUUGAAUGUGUGAUGUCAGCUAUGCUUUUGCCAGCUGAGCAGAGGGGGGAGAUGGGGUUGCUGCCGUAUACAGCAGGUGAGCUUUUGUUUGAAACUCUUCAAGGCAUCGACUGUGAGAAUAUUGUGGUUCAUAAAGCCGUGAUCAACAUUUGCUCAAGUUUGUACAAGAUGUUGUCCCUUUCCACCAAUGCUGCGCUGUAUUGCAAAAAGGUUAUCGACCGUGCGUUUCUAACUAUGGAUAUGACAAGUGGUUUAAAAAGCAAACCAGAAAUGACAGGUUUGCGACGGCAAGCGUGCUCCAUUUUUAUCAGAAUGGCCAAGUCAUAUUCAAACAUAAUGAUCCAGUAUAUGGAAGAUAUUAAUAACUGGAUACAGGAGCGCACACUAGGUGAGAAGUCACUCUCACAGUUUGAGAUGUGCUCCUUGUUUGAGGGAAUGAUCGUACUCAGUUCUGAGUGGAAAAACUUUGACAGACAGAACAAAUUGAUUGGUAACUUAAUGGCCACCACUGCCCCUAUUGUACAUGCAGAUUACUUCAACAAAGCAUUGGCAGGACCCAUGGAGUUUGCUACAGCCAUUGGUUUCUGUACUACAGAUGAAAAUGAGCAAUCCUUUGAGAUAAGAGCUGGAUUAUAUUAUUACAUUUCUUUGACCCUUGGCGUUUUAUCAAGGAGUAAAAUCCCAGAGAAUCAGAAGGAGCUUGAAGCUGGUGGUUUCAUUAGGAAUGGCAAAGUGACCAACCCAUGUUGUGGGUAUAUAGAAGCUGCCAUUGACCAUAUGUUCACACUCACUCAGCUAAUGUCAUCCAUGUGGUCGCCAGAGGUUGGCAAAGUCUUCCACCCUGAUAAUGCUCAAGCACUUACGAUACGAUCAGGUGAAAAGCGAUGUCUGGUGUUUAUUGAAGUUGAUAAAAUGAAACCUCAUCAGGACGAAGUACCUCGUGCCCACUGGGAAAAAAUCCAAUUCUUCCUCUCAUUGGGAUUGGACAGUCUCUUUACUUUGCUUGGCCAUACUGGGGUGGUGCUUGGUGAAAGUUUUUACAAGAUUCCCACCCUACAACACACCAUCAACACUAAAGCUCUGGGGUAUGUGGUCAAUAUUCCUACACUAAGGUUGAAGUGUCUUCUCCGUCAAUUCCUUGCCAAAAUAUUAAAGAGUUGCCCGCUUGACAUGGUGCAUGAGUUCACCAGCCCCAUCCUAUUCACUUACUGUAGGUUCAUGCUGGAGAGGUUGGGAGCUGCAUGGGAGGCGUAUGGGAAGAGGGAAGCUGAGAGACUCGUCAUCCAGCGAGGCAGGGGGUCGAUCGGGUACACAUCGGAGCAGGAGCAGCAAGAGGAAGAGGAGAUGUUGGAGGAGCAACUUCUUCGAUCCAUAACUCGUGAGCAUCUUGAACUGAUCAUCAAUCUCUGUGUGAAUAAAACUCCCCAAAAGGAUGAUGAGCAUUCACAAUCUACAUCACUUGGAAGUCACCACCUCGCACAGCUUACAGAUCUUGGAGCUGUCCUUGCUGUUUCUCCUGCUUGUGAAAAUAUGUUACCUUGUGUGUUAGCAGCCCUUGCAUGGCACGAUACUUCGUCUUGCUACAAAGCUGCCCAGAUAUUGUGGCCUUUGCUUAAAAUGUUGAUGAACGUAAAAGAAAAUAUUUUUAAUCCAGACAUCACACGUGCUGUGUUUGAAGCCAUGCUACGAGGCCUACAUAGACACGGACAACAUGAUGGAUGUGAAUCACAGUUGCUAUCCUUGCUGCUAAUGUUUAUUCAACCCCUACACACCAAACACGCCGCUUUAUUCACCUCUAUCAUGCUUCAAGCUGCCCCAGAUGCUGACCAAGCCCUCGUUCACAAAUUCUUUGUCAAUUUCGAGAAAACGAGUGAAAAACAGCGUAAAUCUGCGUUGAAAGAGAUGCUCAGUGGAAUAAUUGAGCAACAUGUCAGCCAACAGUUUAAAGAAAUUCCUAAAAUGAACAUUUUAGAACCGUUGCAAAUAAAGAAACGUAACCAAAAGUCUAAACCUGAAGAUUCCUAUACUGGUUUAGCUCAAUUAUUUCAACCGUAAUAAUUCAUCACAUUGCUAGUUAAUUAUGUAGUCAUGAAUUAGGUAUUAUGCCUGUAGUAGUGAAUUUUUUUUAACAUUGUUACAAUCUGUGUCAUACGUGUAUAUGCUAACCAAAACUUUGGAUAAAGUUCGUAAAAUUUUGUUUUAUUGUGUUAUUCAUUCAAAAAGUCCGCAAUUAUUCGUUAAAAGUUUGUGUUUUGUAAAUUAAACCAGUAUCAAAAAUGCA